Molecule: messenger RNA, 2486 nt
Organism: Neomonachus schauinslandi (Hawaiian monk seal)
Lineage: Eukaryota; Metazoa; Chordata; Mammalia; Carnivora; Phocidae
Gene: OARD1
Product: O-acyl-ADP-ribose deacylase 1
Exons: 6
Coding region: 277-735 (152 amino acids)
Biological process (GO): peptidyl-glutamate ADP-deribosylation
Source: RefSeq, a predicted model, not a curated record
GGCGGCCAUUACCAAAGAGUGGGAGUUUGGCUGCCUAGCUAGAGGGGCUUGUUUCCGCCCGCUCCUGGGUGGUGGGCGGCCAUUUUAGGUGCGUGCAAUUAAGGGCUGUGGCGGGAUUGGCUCCGCGUCUAGGUUCGUCCGCUGCUUCCCACCUACCAGGGCCGGAUCCGGAGCCCUUCCCCGCGGGGCGGGACCUCGCAGCGGCCGACUCCUUUCCAGGUGAAGGGUAACCCGGCUGAAGAAACACUUAAGUUCUGGAAAUUGCGACUCAGUAUCAUGGCCGGCAGCCCUAAUGAAGAUUCAGAAGGAAGCAGAAUCACUUAUGUGAAAGGAGACCUUUUUGCAUGCCCCAAAACAGACUCUUUAGCGCACUGUAUCAGUGAGGAUUGUCGAAUGGGUGCUGGGAUAGCUGUCCUCUUCAAGAAGAAAUUUGGAGGGGUGCAGGAACUGUUAAAUCAACAAAAGAAAUCUGGAGAAGUGGCUGUUCUGAAGAGAGAUGGGCGAUACAUAUAUUACUUGAUUACAAAGAAAAGGGCUUCACAUAAGCCAACUUAUGAAAACUUACAGAAGAGUUUAGAGGCCAUGAAGUCCCACUGUCUGAAGAAUGGAGUCACCGAUCUCUCCAUGCCCAGGAUUGGAUGUGGUCUUGAUCGUCUGCAAUGGGAAAAUGUAUCUGCAAUGAUUGAAGAGGUGUUUGAAGCCACAGACAUCAGAAUUACUGUGUACACACUGUGAACAGAUGCGUGGUGUGGAUGUGUCCACGUUCUCCUGUGUGAUCCCUACUGGACCGUAGCACUGGACGAACUGACCUGAAAACAGUCUGAGGAAAGAUUUGUGUGAAGUAGUCUGUGUCACAGGCCAGACUUGGGUUGCUGUAUUCUCAUGAUGGGACUGGGACUCUGGAGGAGGGAUUGCUUGGGAAAUGUUGCUGUGAUUUUUUUUUUUUUUCCCCUUUAGGAAGGUAAGGAGUAGAAUGCCUCAUAUUAGGCAAGGAAAUCAGAUGUUGGGCCUCUGACCUGUUUUCAUUCAGGAUACGACCUGACUUGUUUGGCUUGCCACUAGGUGGCAGCACUGAUUCUACUUUUCUGCUGUUUAAGAGAAAUUUCAGGAAGGAUGAACAUUUCAAUUAGUUUUGCGUCUUUUGUCAUUUGUGAGCUUGCGUGGUAUUAUCCUUGUCAUUCUGGGAGAGAAUUAUGGGUUUUGUUUAAUUUACAAAAAUGAGUCUUAGGUUGUUAACAAGAAAUUUGUGGUGACAGAAAAGGAAAAAUAAACAUCUUUUUCUUGGGGGUCCAAUGAGGUUCUGUGCACACGGCUGUUGUUCUGGACCUGGGUAAUGGAGGAUUCGCCUGUAACUAAUUGGGAAGAAUCAGACAAAAGGUCCAGUGGGAAGAGCAGCAGGGUGAGAAGAAAUAAGAACGGACAAGAACUGUGGGUCAGCAUUACUGGAAAGGCAGAUGUUUAGAAUCUCCUCAUGGUGAACUCUUGCUCUCUUCUGUCUACCACAUAGCUUCUGCAAUUGAACGGGUCUGAAUUCAGUCAUGGAAUAAAUGAAAUAAUGUAUAUGAAAUAUCUGCUGAAUUGCUUAGGGCAGAGUAAUGACUCAACAAAUCAGUGGUUCUCAACAAAAUCCUUCCUUAAUGAAUCUUUUAAGAAAAAGGCCCACUUCCUUCAAAAACUCUAGUUUGGCAGUUUGGGGUGGGGUGGGGGAAAUGGCUACGUUUCUUUGUGUCAUUAAGCUGCAGAGAGGAUUGUGAUCAUGCAGCCAGCUGGGAUGGAAAACAGUACAUAUUAGUCCCUUUUUCUUUAGCUAAGAGAGCAGCACUUGAUCCACUCCAGUGUUUACAGUGAGAGACUAGGUUCCUGGAUUCAGUAUCAAAGGUACUGGGAAAACUAGUGGAAUUCUUUUUUACCAUUACUAUGGUAAGCUGUUUUCAUAUGUGAACAGAUGCGUGCUGUGGAUGUGUCCACGUUCUCCUGUGUGAUCAGGAGAUUACACCUGGCUAGCUCAGUCAAUAGAGCAUGUGACUCUUAAGGUUGGGAUCGUGAGUUCAAGCCCCACAUGAGAGGUGGAGCCUACUUAAAAAAAUAAAAAGUUAAACUAGCCUGAACUAUUGAUUUUCUCGCUAGAGUGAAUUCUGGGUCUGUUGUAGGACUUGUUGCUUUCCCAAGUGUAAAAAGAACUGGGUUUCAGAAGGGGCUUGUUGAAACACUAGGAAAACACCGGUUAAAUAUAACCUUUGUACUUUAGACUUGUGUUCUUAUCACACUAGUGUGAUAGGAGGCAGCAGUUUCAAAAAGUAUUUCACUUCUUUUGUAUCUCUGGAACAGACAAGUUCAUGUCGUUGGGGUAGGAGUAGUGCAGGGCCAAGUUCAUUGUUGAACUCAGACUGAGGCUUUUGAAGCUUUGCUUUUGUCCACAUACAGUAAAACUGAAGGGGAAAAGAGAAUGAAUACACAAUACAGAAAAUGAGAGUGGGAUGGUAAGA